UAGCAUACAUACAUUAAGAAAGUAAAAUGGUUUUAAUCGAGGACUGAUCACUCGAAGCAGUUUAGUUUAGGCUCCAGCCACCGAUUGCACAGAAGAGGCGUGCUCAGGUCAAGCAUGUCGGGCGGGGCCGGCGGUACUGUGAACACUUAUAGUAUUCGGUGAUCAGUAUGCUUUUGUCCUACAAGAAUCACCCGCCAACUUCAAAACAAGCUAUUAAAUGAUCCUACUCUCUCCAUUCAAAGCAUUUGUCUUCAUAACAUCCCCUUAUCACCGCUCUGCCGCUCUCAUCUCUCCAUCUCGAAAUCUUCUACAUUUGCUUCAGCUUUCAAUUGCCCACAGCUCUCUGGAUCUCACCCACCAAUGCCAUUCUCGUAUUCUCUCGCUUGGUUUCUCUCAAAACCCCUUUCUAGCCACUAAACUCAUCACCGCAUAUGCUGUUUGCGGUUUCCCAACUGAGUCUCAACUUGUUUUUAACUCGCUUGAGCAUAAGAGCGUGCAUUUGUGGAACUCAUUGAUUAAUGGGUAUGUUAAAAAUCAGACAUACGGUGAAGCUUUUCGUCUGUUCUGUCAGAUGUGUUGCUCUGGCGUGUUUCUAGAUGAUUAUACGCUUUCAACUCUCUGCAAGGUUUGCGGUGAGAUGGGUGACUUGAAUACUGGGAAACUGAUUCAUGGGAAAAGUGUAGCAACUGGGUUUGUCAUAGAUAUCGUUGUCACCAAUUCUCUUAUGUCUAUGUAUUGUAAAUGUGGGGAAUUUAGAGAAUGUUUGAAACUGUUUGGUGAAAUGCCAGAGAGAAAUGCGACUUCUUGGAAUGUUGUCAUUGCGGGAUAUGCGGAUUCGGGGGAUCGUAAUUUCAAUAAGGAGAUUAUACGAUUUGUAAAAGACAUGCAAAUUGAGGGUUUCAAACCCAAUGGAUAUACAGUUUCGAGUCUGUUGCUGUUGUGUAAUGAUACUACUGAGAAAAUGGACUAUGGAAGGGAGCUUCAUGGAUUCCUAGUAAGAAAUGAACUGAGCUGGGGGUUUGCGGGUUCAGAUAUUCAUUUGGGAUGUUGCUUGAUUGAUAUGUAUUCGAGGAAUAAUAAAGUUGAUGUGGGUAAACGAGUGUUUGAUCUGAUGAAGAGGAGAAACGUUUAUGUCUGGACGGCAAUGAUCAACGGUUAUGUGCAAAAUGGAGUUCUGAAAGAGGCCUUGGUUCUUUUCUAUGAAAUGCAGGUGAAAGAUGGAAUAGAACCUAAUAGGGUGUCUCUGUUGAGUGUUCUUUCUACUUGUGGAUCACUUGCUGGUUUAACUGGGGGGAAACAAAUUCAUGGAUAUGCAAUUAGAAAAAAACUGAACCAUGACGUGUCUUUAGGUAAUGCUUUGAUUGACAUGUAUUCCAAGUGUGGUAAUUUGAACUAUGCAAGACGAGUGUUUGAGGACAGAUCUUUUUGUAGAGAUGCGAUCUCUUGGAGUUCCCUGAUUUCUGGAUAUGGAUUGCAUGGGAUGGGAGAGGAAGCUGUCUGUUUAUAUGAUAGAAUGCUUCAGAAAGGGAAUAAACCAGACACGAUAACAGUAGUAGGGGUUCUUUCUGCUUGUGGCAGGUCAGGAUUGGUAGAUGAAGGCCUUCGUAUCUAUAACUCUGCAAUAAGUGAAUAUGGAAUUAAGCCGACGGUUGAGAUUUGCUCUUGUCUUGUGGACAUGUUGGGUAGAUCAGGGAAGCUUGGACUAGCAUUAGAUUUUAUUAAAACCAUGCCUAUGGAACCUGGUCCAAGUGUUUGGGGCGCUCUUGUUAGUGCUUCCAUACAGCAUGGGAAUCUUGAGAUGCAGGAUCUAGCUUACAAGUUUCUUAUUCGGUUAGAACCUGAGAACCCCUCAAAUUAUGUCUCUCUCUCAAAUUUACAUGCUUUUUCUAGGAGAUGGCAUGAUGUAGCCAAGGUAAGAAAAAUAAUGAAAGAAAGGGGUUUAAGGAAAACUCCUGGGUGCAGUUGGAUAAGCAUUAAUAACUCAACUCAUUGUUUCUACGCUGCUGAUAAAGCACAUCCUUGUUCCAACUCAAUAUAUGAAAUGCUGGAUGGUCUUAUAUUAUUGAUGAAGGGAACUGUUCAUCCUCCCGAUUUUCAGUUCAUGACGUAGAUGUCAAGUGAUGAUCAAUGAUAGGUUAUAUUUUGCAGAUCCUGAUUGUUGAGGUAACAUUGUUUUCUUCAUUUAAAAUGUUAAUACGAAACAGAUAAGAAUUUUGCGGCA
Molecule: messenger RNA, 2221 nt
Organism: Manihot esculenta (cassava)
Lineage: Eukaryota; Viridiplantae; Streptophyta; Magnoliopsida; Malpighiales; Euphorbiaceae
Product: pentatricopeptide repeat-containing protein At1g20230
Exons: 2
Coding region: 218-2110 (630 amino acids)
Biological process (GO): RNA modification
Molecular function (GO): RNA binding; protein binding
Source: RefSeq, a predicted model, not a curated record